UUAUACCAGAAAGUAGAGCCGCACCUCCACGACAUUUCGGCGUUUGAAAUGAGUUUGUGAAUUUUGGAGUGUUCUUUUUGUUCGGAUCACUGGAACACUUGGAAUUUCUCCUGAUAAUUUGGAGUUGUGUUGUGUAAUUUGUGGGAUAGGCUCGUGGAGGCUUGGGGAUCUUGGGGAUUUUGAAUUUUCAAAUUAUCGGGACUACUUGGAUAUGAAAAAAGGGGUAUGGGAUGUGGUCAUCGUGAGCGUCGUACCGCAAUCCGGCGAACCUGUUUUGUGUUCGUAGACUGACGGUAGAAUUGGAACGCAAGUUGUUUAUCCGCUCGAUGGCACCUUGCCCUGCCCAUUUUCCCGGUGUUAAAUAAUCACUGGAUAAUUCAUAAUUUUGGCAGCUCAUAUGCAUUUGUUAUCAGCUAGCUGGUGAAUUUAUUGAGGGUCCUGGAUAUAUACUCUGGAGAUACGACUUGAGAAGACAACGCGAAGGAAAAAUGCCGGAGGAGCGGAAAUCUAGCGCCAGUCCGGCUGACAUAAUGGCGGAAAAUGGCACAAAUUCACCGAGCAAAAGUCCUGUUAAUAAGGGCAAACUGGCACUCGCUAAAAUUACUCUGCUGGAUGGCACUGUGAAAGAUUUUUAUGUCGAUAGGAAAGCCAAGGGUCAGGAGCUGCUGGAUCAAAUAUGCCAGAGUAUGAAUCUCCUGGAGAAAGAUUACUUCGGCCUCGUCUACGAGGACAAACACGAUCCCCGGAAUUGGCUCGAUCUCGACAGGAGAAUUGGAAAAUUCAUAAAAAAUGAACCGUGGACAUUCAGUUUUGAGGUGAAAUUUUAUCCACCAGAUCCAUCCCAGCUCCAGGAAGAUAUAACUCGUUACCAGUUGUGUCUUCAAAUUCGUAAUGAUAUAAUUACCGGUCGCCUUCCGUGCUCCUUCGUUACACAUGCACUCUUGGGGUCUUAUCUGGUACAAUCGGAAGUGGGUGAUUAUGAUCCUGAGGAGCACGGCGAGAAUGGAUUGUACCUGAAGGAUUUCAAAUUCGCUCCCAAUCAGACACCUGAGCUCAUUCAGAAAGUGGUGGAUCUUCACAGAACGCAUAGAGGUCAAACGCCAGCUGAGGCGGAGCUUCAUUAUCUCGAGAAUGCAAAAAAAUUGGCAAUGUAUGGAGUUGAUCUUCAUCCUGCUAAGGACUCCGAAGGUGUUGACAUUAUGCUAGGUGUUUGUUCUUCCGGUUUACUCGUCCACAGGGACAGAUUGAGAAUUAAUCGUUUUGCAUGGCCUAAAAUACUCAAAAUUUCGUACAAGAGGCACAAUUUUUACAUCAAGAUAAGACCUGGUGAGUUCGAGCAGUACGAAUCGACUAUUGGGUUUAAAUUAGCUAAUCACAGAGCAGCGAAAAAAUUAUGGAAAGUUUCCGUGGAGCAUCACACGUUCUUCCGACUGAUGAGCCCAGAUCCAGUGAAGAAAGUAGGACUUUUGCCUCAUCUGGGCUCACGCUUCCGAUACUCUGGACGAACGCAUUACGAAACUAAAAAAAUACCAAUCGAACGACAACCCCCGCAAUUCGAACGAUCACUCAGUGGUAGGCGCAUAACAUCCCGCAGCAUGGAUGCCUUAGGUGGAACGAGACCAGUGGAUUCAUAUGGAUCUGAACCCAGCAAACGUCACACCAUGAGUUACGAGCCUGAAAUAAUUCCAGACAUGGAGCACAUCGACCAACGGCCUAGUCCCAUUAAAAAUAAAAAAGACAAACUCACUCGAAAAACAAGUGUUGGGACAACCUCGGCCAGCAGUGCCAGUAGCCUGGAGGGUGAAUAUUACGCGGAGCGUCCCGAAAAGAAACCAAUUGGGGGUAUUGCUGUAUUGCCACCCGGUGGCCUUACGAAAAAGAACAAGGACAAGCAAAACGAGAAUGAGAAGGAAAAUCACAAUGAUCUUAACACGUCUGAUUUGAUAAACGACGGUACGUCUGUCGAUGAGAAAACAUUGAGUAAUAAGAAGAGUAAGAAGAAAGAUAAGGAAAGUCCGGAGAAACGGGAUGCCGACAAAAAGGAGAAGAUCAAGAUUCCUGUCGGUGGUUUUCUAUUUGGAAAACGUGACAAGGAGCCAAAGGACAAGAAGCAAAAGAAGAACAAAGACCUCGACGAUUCAAUUGAUCCGAGUGACGAGUCAAAUUUGUCAGUGUCAUCAAGACAGCCACAGCCUGUUGAGCCCAUGCAGACAUCCCCUGAGUCUGCAACAUUACCUGGCUACACAAAACCGUAUAACUACGUAGAGAACGAGGCAGCACCAACGAAAAAGCCUUACACACCCCACGGAUUCUCGUACGAGGACAGAUCGACAUCACCCACAGGAACGAAAGAGCCACAGUCUCCCACGUCUGCCAGUAAAAAAGCGACCGGACUUGCCUUCAAUUACGCUCCAGGUGAGGCGCAGAAGCUCGCUGAAUCUGCGGAGAAGAGAAAGACUAAAGAAGCUAUUGGGAACAAAACUCCACCACCACUUCCAACAACUCUUCCUGGUCUCAAGACACCGGGACUCAACUACGUUGAAUCCGCUGGGUUGAAGGAGCAGCAGAAGACAGCCCCCCUGGACCUCAACCAGAAAGCGUCAGCAGCGCUGAUUGCUGGGGAACAGCAGGGGGACAUUGCAGCCUCCAAACCCGGGGCCAUAAUCCCAUCGACUGUAGAUAAAGGACCGCAUCACUGGGUGCUACCAUUGCCAGAGGGUACAGUUGUGAUUGGGGGGAUAAUUUAUGCGACUGCCAAGGGAAAACCGCAUGAUCAGAGCUCCUUGGGUCCAGAUGGAAAUAAAAUAAUCGAUGGAAGAGUGUGUGGAAAGGAUGGGAAACCCCUGAAAAAGGGGGAAUUCGGCCCUCAGGGCCUGCAUAUUGCUAAUGGCCUGGUGGUGGGGAAGGAUGGGAAGCCUCUGAAUCAAUCUGGCAUCGGAACAAAUUAUCACUCAAUCGAGAAUGGAGUUAUCUGCGGAGAUAAUCAUCGGCCACUCAAUGAGAGUUCCUUGGGGCCGGAGCAUUGUCUGAUAAAGGAGGGAAAGAUCGUGGGAAAAAAUGGAAAACCCAUCACCCUUGAUAAACUCGGGGCUGACGGCAGCUCCAUCAAGGACGGCCUGAUAUUCUCCGAUAAUGGCAAGCCACUGACUCAGGGCUCGUACGGUACAGAGGGAUAUUACAUCGUUGGAGGAAUUGUUUGUGCUCACAAUGGCAAAUCAAUCAAUCAAAUGGCACUUUUACCGGAUGCAACGUAUGUCUCCAGUGGUUUAAUCUAUGGGCGUGACGGUAAACUACUGUCCAGUGGAGAUAUAGGGCACGAGGGUAAUUACGUGACUGAGGGAAAAGUUCAUGGAAAGGAUGGGAAACCAGUGAAGAACGAGGCGUUCACCUCGGAGGGAGCAUUUGUGAAGGAAGGGGUUGUCUAUAAUAAAGAGGGAAAACUUUUGAAUCAGGGGUCUUUGCUGCCGAAUGGGGCACACCUCAAGGAUGGAAAAGUCGUCGGUGUCGAUGGCAAGAGCAUAAAGCACGCCUUCUUCAAGAGCGACGGUAGCUUCGUUAAAGACGGAAUUAUUUACGGAAAAGAUGGAAGACCUCUCAAUCGAAUUCCAUUAAUUUCCGAGGGUAGUUUUAUCAAAGAGGGAAUUAUUCAUGAUAGGAAUGGAAAACCUCUCACCCAGAAUCUCUUCAAGCCUGAUUGCAUUGUCAUUCGUGAUGGGGUCAUUUGUGAUGCAGCGGGCAAACAUCUGGCUCAUGGAUUCCUCGGGGAUAAUUUAAUCAUCAAGGAUGGAGUGGUGCUGGGGAGGGACGGAAAACCCGUCAAGCAGGAGUCCUUCGGUUCCAAUGGUUCUACCAUCAAAAAGGGCGUAAUCUUUGCGAAGAAUGGAAAGCCAUUGAAUCAGGACUCUCUCGUGCCGGAUGGAGUCUCCAUCAAGGAUGGAAAAGUGUGCAAUAGAGAUGGAAAGCCAAUUAAAUUGUGUUUCUUCAAGUCUGACGGCAGUUUCGUCAAGGACGGCCAGAUUUACGGAAGGGAUGGCAAACCAUUGAACCUGAGCUCUUCAUUACCAGCUGAUUGUUACAUUCAGAAUGGUGUAGUCUUCGAUCAUACUGGAAAUCCUCUGACCAAUAGCAUAUUUGGGGCUGAUGGCUCGUACGUAUCUGCUGGCCUGGUGCACGACAAAGACGGUAAUGUAAUCAAGGAGGGUAUUUUCGGGCCCGAUGGAAAUAAAAUCAGAGACGGCCUGGUGAUCGGAAGAGAUGGCAAACCAUUGACUCAAGACGACAGGGGCCCCGACAAUAUCGCUGUUCUCGAGGGAAAAAUUGUUGAUGUCAGUGGAGCACCGAAGAAUCUCGCGUCACUAAUUCCAGAUGGCUGUUACCUUCGCGAUGGUGUGGUUUACGAUGGCCACGGGAAGCCUCUGAAGCAGGGGGCAUUCAGGCCGGAUGGAGCGUACAUCCGUGAUGGACUUAUUUACAGCUGGGGGGGAACCCUCCUGAACGCCGGCAGUCCAAUUCCUCAAGACUACUACGUCCAGCAGGGCAGGAUAUACGGUAAAGACGAUAAACCAAUGAAUCACAGCUCCUUCGGGCCCGAUGGGUCUUUCGUGCAGAAUGGGUACGUCUACGACAAGGAUAUGAAACCACUGAACCAUGGAAUAUUUGGGAAUGAGGGUGAUUACAUCCAGGAUGGCGAAGUUUACGGACCAGAUGGAAAGCCUCUAAAUAAAAAACAGACAACAACUAUCACCAUUAGUCUUGUGAGGUACGGGCUGAUGUGUGGGAAUGAUGGGAAACCCAUUGUAUCCGGACCAUUCGAUAAUUCAGGGAAUACGAUAAAAAAUGGAAGGAUAUACGACAAAAAUGGAAAACCGUUGAAUCUCGAGUCGUUCGGGUCUUAUGGUCAGUCUGUUAAGAAUGGUCUUGUUACUGGGUCUAAUGGUAAACCCGUGACCCAGGGGCCUCUCAAGCCUGAGACUUGUUUCGUUAAAAAUGGGAGAGUUUACACCGCAGACGAUCAACCCCUCACCCAAGAAGCCUUUGGUCCUGAAGGUCUCAAGGUCAAAGAGGGAGUGAUUGUCGAUAAAACUGGCAGACCCAUAAAACAGACAUCUUUUGACAAUGAAGGGAAUUACGUUAAAGAUGGGCUUGUUUAUAGUGCAGCUGGAAAACCUCUGGAGAAACGGUUCACCACGACAAUUACAAUCGUCAAGAGAGGACUUGUUUAUGAUAGCAGUGGAAAGCCGGUGGAGCACGCGGUGUUUGGGGAUGACGGAAGCUUCAUCAAGGAUGGAAAAGUCUAUGGGGCAGAUUGUAAACCGUUGAAUCAGGGGACCUAUGGGGAUGAUGGUGGGUACAUCAGGGAGGGGGUAAUCUACGCUAAAUCUGGACAGCCUUUGGAGCGUGACCAGUCGUCUACAGGGGCCACUCCAAAAAUUACAGCUUCGAAAAUUAAGAAGACACUCGUACCUGCUAGUACUCCGACAAUUGUCAAAACCACCACCAAACAGUCUGUGGUUAAGGAUCAGGAAGGAUUGAGGCAGAAUAUUGAGGAGAAGAUCGAAGACCUCACACCUGGAGGCACUGGACAAGUCACUGUCAAUACACAAGUCAAUAAGGCAGAUGCACAGGAUGAUGGUAGAACUCCGUACAUGACUGCUACGGCCGUUACAACUCGAACAGCAACGAUGCAUGAGGAUCUUGAGAAAAAUCAGAAGACAAGUCAGGUCGAGGAAAAGACGGUAGCACAUACAACAGCCACCAGUGCUACCAGACAGGAGCAGAGGGUUGUCACCCAGGAAGUCAAGACCACGAGCCAUGUACUCACUGGCGAACAGCUGUUCACACGACGUCUCAGUACAUCGAGUUCGAGCAGUGGUGAUUCAGGUACACCCAUUGACCUUGACGACGAUCAACAGGCAUUCUACAAUCAGUAUUAUCAGGGAGAUGCUGGUGCUGUUGCAACAGAAACCCAGAUAUUCUCAGGUGAACCAGCGAGCAAUGUCACAGCAACGAGUACAGUACCACUUGUUGCUACUGAAACGAGAAAAGUUGCACUGGAAAAUGACGAUGGAAGUUACAGUGUCAGCGGUGAGAUAGUGAGCUCCCAAACAAUCUCGAGUAAAACUAGAACCGUCGAGACAAUUACCUAUAAAACGGAGAAGGAUGGAGUAGUCGAGACCAGAGUGGAGCAAAAAAUAACAAUACAAUCAGACGGAGAUCCAGUGGAUCACGAUCGCGCACUAGCCGAGGCAAUCCAAGAGGCAACAGCUAUGAAUCCAGACAUGACAGUAGAAAAGAUAGAAAUCCAGCAGACAUCACAAUAAUAGAUUUUAAUCAACCGUUGUACCGAGUUUUCUAGAAAGCCCUGUCUACAAGGUAAACUCAGUCCCGCUAUCUCUAAAAUCGCUCCUAAAAAUUGAUAACUUCGACAAAAAGAGAAAGAAUAAAUCGGCUGAGGCAGUCGCUGAGUGCAAGCUGCAAAAAAUCAACGGAUAGGCGAUAAAAUGUUUCUCGAUGUCAGAGGAAAAUGUCUCGAUGCUAGAGAACAAGUUUUUACGUUGAAAAAUUCACUCUCUGAGACAUUUUUUUUUCUCUGCGCACGCCGAUCGCCGCGAUAUUUCAAAUUGAAAUGUGUGAUAGAAUAAUCUUCGACACAAUUGAUGGCUUCUGUUUGGUAUUUUAUUUCGGAUAAUUAAGGAAGAUUAAACUUGGUGCAACAUACGAAUUCAAUGCAUACAACGCAAUAAUGCGCUUCACUCGAGGGAAAAGUGGGAGAAUGUUGCUUCAUUGCGAUAAUCCUGUAUAGUAUGAUUCAUAACGUUCGGUAUUAGUUUUUUGUUUCACUAGCGGAUACCAUUGGACAUGAAUAUAUAAAAUUAUAAAUGAAUAUAUAUUAUAUUGAUGGGAGAAAGGUGUCUGAAGAUGGAUUGAAUAUAUAUGAAUAUAUUAUGUAUAUGUAGGCAGUUUGAAGUGCUAAAAUCGUCACGAUUGUUCCUGGGCCUAGGGGAAACUUCAUGAAAUGUCGUGUGACCUGGAGAAUCAGUGGAAUUAUUUACAAACUCAAUUUUAUUCCAUUGAGACUAUGGGGAAAGCAAUCCAGCGUGUGGAUUUUGUCGAUUCAAACAGUACAUAUUAAUAAUUUAAUAACGAUUAAUUAUAGAUUCUAUUACCAAGAGCAGAUUUGCAUUGGUCAGCGUAUAUGUCUAAAUCUAGCUGUAGCUUCUGUAGUCAUAGGGAUGUGUGCGUAUGAGAUUGUACAAUUUUUGUUUAUUCGUCUAGAUUUAUCAUACGUUUUUCUUUAUUAACGUAUUUAAUAUAGAUUGAUUUUCUACAUAAUUAUUUCUUCUGGCAGUAAAUUUAUUUCGCACUUGUUCAAGUGAUUGCGUAACCAUUGAUAUAUUAUUAUUUAUGAAUGGAUUUUAACAUUGCAAUGGGUCUGUGCUACCGCACAUAACAACAAAAAUGUCAUUCGAAGAUGUCCAGGUCAAGUCCUUUAUUUUUCUACUUUUGCAUACUUGUAAGACCUGUAGAAUCCUUGGCCAAAAUAAUUUUUUAUUCUCACUGCAGAUAUGCUCGUUCGAAUUAUUUUUAACAUUCCACGCUUAUAGUAAUCACCCUUGUGUAUUAUAUCCGUAAUUGUAUUAUCUGAUUUUUUUAGCAGAGUCUAGGCUUUACAUUAAAAUUUUUAGGAUAAAUGUCACGGUUUCAUUGUUUGUAUUUGAACUAUUUUUGGUUCAUUAUCGAGCAGUGGUACAUCAUUGAUUAUUCUAAAUCGAUGGGUAACUAAAUUCAAGGAAAAUGCAUUAAUUAUUAAACGUAUAUAACACGAGCACGCUGUAAUUGUCGAAUUAAGAGAGAGAAUUAAACACCAUUUGUGAAUUUUUA
This is a messenger RNA of Fopius arisanus, 7881 nucleotides long. RefSeq lists its product as uncharacterized. The transcript has 13 exons. Lineage: Eukaryota; Metazoa; Arthropoda; Insecta; Hymenoptera; Braconidae. Gene Ontology annotation, molecular function: structural molecule activity; actin binding. The record is from RefSeq and is a predicted model, not a curated record. Gene Ontology annotation, cellular component: plasma membrane; cytoskeleton. Bases 489 to 6320 code for a protein of 1943 amino acids.